This is a messenger RNA of Fusarium mangiferae, 576 nucleotides long. RefSeq lists its product as uncharacterized. Lineage: Eukaryota; Fungi; Ascomycota; Sordariomycetes; Hypocreales; Nectriaceae. The coding region runs from base 1 to 576 and encodes 191 amino acids. The record is from RefSeq and is a predicted model, not a curated record. The transcript is spliced from 4 exons.
AUGGCAUCACCAUCACCUCCAACGUCAACUUUUCGAAAUAUCCAAGAAAAGGCGACAGCAUAUAUUCAUGAAGCUGACUUCUGGCUCAAUGAGGCAGAGAAUCGCAAUUCAACCCUCGCUGUCACCGAUUGGCGUAAUCUUUGUUUGAGGCCCCCUAUAUUUUUUCUCAACUCUGCGCCUCCUACCCUCUACUUCCAGACUCCCUUCAACGAGCUCGCUCCUCGUAAGAAGGUUGUAUACGUAUGGAUUUGUUGUCAGUGCGGCCACGGCGGAAUGAAGAUAACAGUCGAUCCUUGUCCAUACUGUGGAGUUCCAAGGUGUGCCAACUGUGAUACAAGACGCUUCAAUAGCAGAUUAAACACAUCUAAUCCUUAUCCCGAAUCUGAGGACCUGUCUUGCCGACUUCCCUUAUCUACAUUAACAUAUUUAUCUCGCCAACCGAACUAUACGCCCCCUGAGAUCAUCCUUCAAGGAGCUGAUACAAAACUGAACCUCGGGUUAUUUCUGCCAGUACGUACGAUUUUGGUUGGAGAUCUGGCCAGAGAAGGAGAGGAAGGAGAGGAAGAGAAGACAUGA